ACAAAUCACAUCCACCGUCGGAAAACCUGAAACCAAACCCUAGAACAGCAAACGGAUCGGAUACAGAUUCCUGACUUUGACCCAGUAAACGCGUUCGUCUCCUGCUCCCGAUCAAUAUAACUACGCAGAGCCCCGCCUCCACAAUCCACUAUAGCGCACGAUCGAACUCGUCGCGGCAGCCAACCAGCAAUGGCGCUCAAGGGGCGGUCGUCGUUCGCGAAGCAGCCGCGGAAGUCGUGGCGCGCGAAGCUGAUGACCCUGGAGGUGACCGUACUAUCGGCGGAGAAGGUCGUCACGGGGUGGCUCUGGCGCCGCCCGCUGGAUCGCGACGCGUUCGCCGCGGUCAACACAGACUCGUCGUCCGCCCGUACCGGCUUCAACGACGAGGACGGCGACUGCAAUGGGUACCCCUACUGGGGCGAGGCCGUGCGCGUGACGGUGCCGAAGCAGUCGAGGACGAUCGACGUGGAGAUCUACCGCCAGAGGGGCGACGGCCGGCAGGAGUUCGUGGCAGCGGCGCUCGUGCCCGUCGCGGACUUCCGCGCCGGCCCGCCGGGCCACCUGCAUUGCCUCAGCUACCGGCUGUUUGACACCGGGCUCAUGAUGGAGACCCGUAACGGCAUCGUCAACAUCACCGUCAAGAGGCUCGACGGCGCGCAGGCCAGUGCGACGGCGGGCGAAGGGAAAGGCGCGAAGGCUGCGGAGGAUGCCACCAAGUUGCAUUAG
This is a messenger RNA of Triticum aestivum (bread wheat), 726 nucleotides long. Its product is annotated as BON1-associated protein 2-like. The record is from RefSeq and is a predicted model, not a curated record. The coding region runs from base 190 to 726 and encodes 178 amino acids. The transcript has a single exon. Lineage: Eukaryota; Viridiplantae; Streptophyta; Magnoliopsida; Poales; Poaceae.